UGACGCUAAACUUGUAAAAAGUAAGACACAAAAGGAUGCUCAAUAAGUCGUAGCAAACUGCUGCUCAAGACGCAAACUUUUCCCCUCUCUCCAUGAGAACGUGUUCACGAUGGAAAUUCACUUGAGAAGCGUCUAGGUAAAGAUAAACAACACACCUUCCCUGUUCACAGGAAACGGCAUCAAUCACAUUGCAUAGUCAGACAUCAGUAGGAUUUUUCUGCCUGUCAAAGUUGCUGAAGAUGAGGGCGUUGAUGGUUUUAUUGGCGUCUCUGGGGGUCUUUCAUUGUGCCCCUGGUACCACCCUUCCUCCGAUAUCAGCCAACACUCUCAAACGCCUGUCUCUGGAAGGGGAGAAGCUAGUGGAUCAGGAGGUCAGCAAGGCACUGUACGGAAUCAAAGAAAUGAAGGAGGUGAUGGCCAGUAAUGAAGAGAAACAUGCAAACCUCAUGAAGUCUCUCAUGCACAAUGGGGAGAAGAAAAAAGGGGCAGCAGAGAUUGCACAGAAUGUAGAAAAGAAGCUGAAUGAAGCCGAGCAGCAGUGCAAAGAAUCUCUAAAGUCCUCCUGGGAGGAAUGUCGACCUUGUCUUGAGGACACCUGUAAGAACUUCUAUACGAACACCUGCCGCCGUGGAUUCGCCACCUUCACCAAUAAGCUACAAAACUUCUUCCAAAGAACGAGCUCUCGCUUUGGCCCUCGUGAUGCUCAGGAUGAGGUAGCGUUGAACCAGAGCGCAGAGAAUCCUGACCUGGAGGUGGUGAGAAUCGAGGACUCCUUUAGCAACCUCCUCUCUAAAGUGGGAACACUGGUCAAUCGUAGUGCAGUGCUGGUCUCCCACUUUCACCAUGAGCUGGACCAGGCCCUACGCAGAGCCUUCAGCCCUGAGCUUCAGGGAGACAAAGAGAGUGAGCUGGCUCUCAAGCCUGCCAACAAAGCUCUGGAUUCUGCCUUUCUGGAGGGUGUGGGCCUGGACGAUGUGCUGGAGUCCUUCUUUGACUUUGGGAGAAAUGUGUUGGAGGAGUUUGGGGCCGUAAUCACACAAGCCUUCAGUGACAUUCAUGAUGCUGUGGAGAAGACAGCGAAGGAGGAAGAGAAGAAACUCUUCCCUCAGUUUCUGCAGAACAGGAGACUGUGCAGAGAUCUGCGCAGACAGUCCUCAGAGUGCUGGCAGCUGCAGAGCAAGUGUGAGGCCUGUCAGGGAACCUUGUUUACUGAAUGCCCAAAUGUAAGAGAGCUGCACGUCGAGUUGGAUGAGGUCUCUCAGCUGUUGGAGGCGUCAAAGCAGCAGUAUGAGGAGGUGCUGGGAAUCGCGCAACGUCAUACUAACGACACCAUCAGCUGGCUCAGCAACAUGGCCUCCGACUUUGGUUGGGUGACUGAACUCGCCAAUAACAACACCACUCCUGAGAGCAUCUUCAGCAUUGCCACGGUGGUGGCACAGACUGAGGAGAGCAGCAACACUCCAGCAGCAGUUACUACAGUGGAAGUGAAUAUUCUAAACUCCCCCACUCUCACCCUGACUGUUCCUGCGGCUCUCAGGCUGCAGGAUCCCGCCUUCAUCCAGUAUGUGGCGCAGGAGGCUCUGGGCGUGUACAAGCAGAUGGCCAGGCAUGAGGAUGUGUAAUCAAACUACAAGUCAUCAGUUUUCAUCCAAGCACUAACCAGGGUAUACU
Messenger RNA from Rhinichthys klamathensis goyatoka, 1671 nucleotides. RefSeq names its product clusterin-like 1 (retinal) (gene clul1). Lineage: Eukaryota; Metazoa; Chordata; Actinopteri; Cypriniformes; Leuciscidae. The record is from RefSeq and is a predicted model, not a curated record. Bases 240 to 1622 code for a protein of 460 amino acids. The transcript has 10 exons.